Messenger RNA from Cordyceps fumosorosea ARSEF 2679, 4041 nucleotides. RefSeq names its product cutinase transcription factor 1 alpha. Gene Ontology annotation, biological process: DNA-templated transcription. The coding region runs from base 1 to 4041 and encodes 1346 amino acids. The transcript is spliced from 3 exons. Gene Ontology annotation, molecular function: protein binding; zinc ion binding; DNA binding. The record is from RefSeq and is a predicted model, not a curated record. Lineage: Eukaryota; Fungi; Ascomycota; Sordariomycetes; Hypocreales; Cordycipitaceae.
AUGGACGUUGAAAUGUCGGGCGACGGUGGCCAGAAUGACCAGUCUCCCACAAAAUCGUCACCUGGUGGCAAUCCUAACUCAGCUGCCAACGCGGCCGCCAAUGCUGCCGUGAGUUUUAGAAGUGAUCGAGGCGAAGGAGAUGAACGAUCUCAAACCGGAACAUCCAUCAGCUCUGCCACAUACCCCCAACCUCCGACGGUAUCGCACUCGAUAGAAGGCACGCCUUUGACCCUCCUGACAGAGGCACAGUCCCGCAAAGAGGAUAUCGAUACUGGCACGUACCUGAACAUGGUGAUGAAGCCCAAGUUUACCCGUGCACCCAUCACUGAAGCUGGUCGUGUUGCCUACCUGGGCGAGUCAUCCAACCUCACCCUACUCGUUCAUGAUCGACAAGGUUCUGCGGAUGUUGUGCACUAUCCUCUCCCUGAAAAUGUCCGGGGCUCUCGCGCCCGACUGACCGAGCUCGAUAACGUCGAGAUUGACAUCCUACACCAAAGGGGAGCCUUUCUGCUCCCACCCAGAUCUCUAUGCGAUGAGCUCAUUGAUUCGUACUUCAAAUGGGUACAUCCCAUUGUCCCCGUCGUCAACAGGGCUCGUUUCAUGAAGCAGUAUCGUGACCCGAAGAACCCCCCUUCGCUGUUGCUCUUGCAAGCUGUCUUACUCGCAGGCACUCGUGUCUGCAGCAACCAGCAGCUCAUGGAUGCCAACGGAUCUACUACUCCAGCCGCCUUGACGUUCUACAAGCGCGCCAAGGCUCUGUAUGAUGCCAACUACGAAGACGACCGUGUUACGAUCGUGCAGUCUGUUCUCCUAAUGGGCUGGUACUGGGAAGGUCCCGAAGACGUCACCAAGAAUGUCUUCUACUGGAGCCGCGUUGCCACUAUUGUUGCGCAAGGAUCCGGUAUGCAUCGCUCAGUUGAACAGUCUCAGCUGAGCAAAUCCGACAAGCGCCUAUGGAAGCGAAUUUGGUGGACGUUGUUCACCCGUGAUCGCUCAGUAGCAGUCGCUCUCGGCCGGCCAGUUGGUAUCAAUCUGGAUGAUUCGGAUGUUGAAAUGUUGACAGAGGACGACUUCAUCGAAGACGAGUCUGGCAACAACCCCGAAUUCGCGCCUGAUCAGAUCCACGUGCAGUUCUUUUUGCAAUACGUUAAGCUGUGUGAGAUCAUGGGCUUGGUCUUGUCACAACAGUACUCGGUCGCAUCGAAAGGUCGUCAGCGAAACGCCAUUGAUCUCACGCACAGCGACAUGGCUUUGGCAGAUUGGUUACAAAAUUGCCCCAAGAUCGUCUACUGGGAGAUGCCCCGACACCACUUUUGGUCUGCCUUGCUGCACUCCAACUAUUACACAACUCUUUGCCUUCUGCAUAGGGCACACAUGCCUCCCAACGGUGGACUGAGGUCCCUGGAUGAUUCACCCUAUCCGUCAAGAAACAUUGCCUUUCAGGCCGCAGCCAUGAUUACUUCAAUUGUCGAGAAUCUUGCUGCCCAUGACCAGCUACGAUAUUGUCCUGCCUUUAUCGUGUACAGCCUAUUCUCUGCGCUGAUCAUGCACGUCUAUCAAAUGCGGUCACCAGUCCCAUCGAUACAACAGGUAACUCAUGACCGACUACGUAGCUGCAUGCAAGCAAUGAAGGAGGUCUCCAGAGUUUGGCUGGUAGGCAAGAUGGUGUAUACACUCUUUGAGUCUAUCAUCGGCAACAAGGUACUCGAAGAGCGCUUACAAAAGGCUGCGGGUAAACGCCAUCGGAAAAUGCAGCAAAGCAUGUCUCAACUGGAUCAGCAUAGCAAGGCGCAGCAACAGCAGCAGCAACAACAGCCACAACCACCGCAACAGCAGCAAGAUCAGAGCAAGCGAAAAUUUGAUGACAUGGCCAUGGACUUUACAGCAAAUGCUCCGACGCCACAGGAAUCAUACGAACGAUCCCGUCCGCAAACGCCGAGUGCUGGCAAGAUUGACGGCGGUCCUACUGGCAACCAGGCGAAUGUAUCGCCUACACAACGACCAGCAAACGAUACGUUUAUGGGAGGUACCAGCUCGCGACCACAGACAAGACCAGCAACUCCCUUUAACCCAUCAUUCUCCGUACCAGCCACGCCCCCCGACCUAUUCUACCCGCCAUUCACGGAUGCACAACUACCGGCUGAGCCGCGAGCCGCCGCCGUCGACACGUUCGCGGUUAGCAUGACUGGCCGACCAGGCUAUGCAGCGAGGCCGUCGUCAGGGCUAGCCGCCGGGCCGGCUGCUGCUGGCGACGCCGUUCGGCCGCGGAAUCGCCGCCUCAUCAGACUCGACGACGACAAAACUACCGACAACGACGACCGGGCACGGUCGACAAACGGCGGCGGCUUGCUCUCGGCCUUUGAAGCGUCGGUUGCGCAACCGCCCCAAUCGCAGUACGGACGCGGCGGCAGCCGUCCCACCGACACCGCCGCGGGUGGUAGCACCGCCAACAUUGGUCAAUUCCUCGGCGAAUCGCUGACGCAGAGCUGGUCUUCUGUCCAGGGAUUUGCCACCUCCAUCCUGUCCGGGCCCAAGGACAGGAGGGGCGUGGCGGGCCCGCACGACUCGCGAUCACCAAACGGACGAGUACCUGCCGCCGCCACCCAAGCACGCAGACGAACCAGUAGUAUUAGAGGACCGAAGUCUUGGGGCCCAGCGGCCGCACCAAGCCUGGCAGACGUGGCUGCAGGCUCGCUUGCGGAGCGAGACGCAGCGCUGAGAGCGGCCAAGACCGCGAGCGUUUUGGAGAGCCACGAAGGUGUCAAUGGUGGCCUGGAUGCGAGUGGGCGACACAAGCGACGCAACUCAGACGAUGUUUCCACGACUGAACAACCGCCCGAUGACUACUUGGUCUACAUUCACCAUGUGCUGCCAAACGAUACGUAUGCGGGAAUCAUCUUGCGAUACCAAUGCCGAGAGGACGUCUUCCGGAAAGCCAACGGACUAUGGUCGCGCGAUAGCAUCCAAACACGGAAAUGGCUCACCUUACCGGUUGAUGCUUGUGAAAUCCGGGGCUGUCCAUGCGACCCUCCAGCUCCUGCAUGCGCGGAGCAAACAGACCUACUGGCACCGUCGCCGGCACCAUCAAAUAACUUGAAACCCGAGCACGAUGAUUAUUUCAGCUCACUAUCAGACAUCGAUGAGAGUGAUGCGCAGCAGAGUGAACGAGACAACAAGCCGUGGAGCCAUGUUCGCUGGGUCCGAAUAGAAUCCUUUCAGACACCUGUAGAGAUUGGGCGAGUCUCUCGCCAAUCAAUGGGCUACUUCCCUCCUCGUCGGAAGAAAAGUAUCUUGUCGGUAUUGUCAACACCGCGCCAAAGCUCAGACUUUUCUGUUGGCAUGCCCGGGCCCUCUGAAAACCAUCCGACACGACGGCAGAGCUCGCUGAGCAAUCAACCACAAUCAUCAUUGACACCAGUGUCAUCGCGAAGCAGAGGGGGCAGCGAGGCAGCAGAGCACAGGCCAGCUUGGAUGCGAAGGCCCGGAGGAGUCGGAACCAUGGGCCGCAACGUUCGAGCCCCGGGACCGGACAAGGACUCGCUGAAUGCCUGGGCAAACAAGCACUUUCCGGGGCUCAACAUUGACCAGCUGCCGUCCAUGUCCGUCAUGGGCUCCGAGAUUGCGCAGUUUGGAUUCCGGGGCAGCGGAAACACCCCCAUCGUUGAGGGUUCCUUUAAAAAUGGCGGUGGCCGCGGGGAUGCCGCCGCGCUCAGUGGCAACCACGGCACGGGGCUGGAUAGGGCGGCCGCGGCCGUGGAGACUUGGCUGCGCGGAGCGCUUGCGAAGCGGCCGAUGACGCCGCUCCUGCGGCCUCGGUCCAAGAAUGGCGUCGCUGGAGUCGGUAACCCGGACGGCGGCGGCGACUUGAUUGAGCUGACGGAUACGGGCAGCGACGACGGCCGGCUACUCCACCAUGAGCCCCUCAGCAGUCUUCUCGAGCCGUUGGCGAUUAGCAGCACGAGCAGCCAUAGCCACGGAACAGGAACCGCCACGAUUAGGAGCAGUACUGGCGGCGCGGGCAAAGGGAAGAAGGCGGAGUAG